AUGCUACCUGAUACCGGAAUUUUGAGUCCGUUCACUACAGCGGUAAACCCAGAUCCACCCCAAUCACAGACCCUCCGAGUACCCCGUCCGACCCCAGUUUUGGACCGCCCAACUACAGAUUCGACGGCGAAUAAGCGAGUCAAGCUCGAUCCGACCGUCUCUAAAGUUCCUUGGGAACCUUCCGUAAAACCAAGUAGCAGUAAAGUCGAGGGCGCUAGCGGCCUCGAGCAGGAUUCUUUUAUGCCGACUUUAGGAUCCGUUUUCAAGAAAAAGAAGAAGGACAAAGAGGCUACCCGCCUCAAAGACUCAAGUGGAAACCCUGAUACCAUAAUCGAGGAUUCCCCAGUCACACCGUCGACCGAGAGAUCCCUCAGUCAGUCGUUGGGCUCCGCACCAUCGACGGCGACGACUGCAAAUUCCCACGGUGGUUUAUCAACAGUCACUUCUGCUACCUCCCAAACACCCACUUCCCCAAUUGCCACCGGCGGCCAAGCCGAGAAGGAUCACCCUAUGACGACUCCGGUCAAUGAAUCUGCUGGUCAUAGCAGAUCAGACAGCCAGACUCUCCAGAAGGCCGAAAAUGCAGUACGAGCUACGAAGGGCAAAUAUACCCUUCAGGACUUUAACUUCCAAAGGACAUUGGGUACAGGUAGUUUCGGUCGUGUGCAUUUAGUACAGUCGAAACACAACCUACGCUUCUAUGCCGUCAAAGUGCUCAAGAAAGCCCAGGUAGUUAAAAUGAAGCAGGUGGAGCACACAAACGACGAACGUCGUAUGCUCCAGAGAGUCAAGCACCCCUUCUUGAUCACGCUCUGGGGGACUUUCCAGGACGCCAAGAAUCUGUACAUGGUUAUGGAUUUCAUUGAGGGUGGUGAAUUGUUUAGCUUGUUAAGAAAGUCUCAGAGAUUCCCAAAUCCUGUUGCCAAGUUCUACGCUGCUGAAGUUGCGUUGGCCUUGGACUACCUACAUUCGAUGAACAUCAUCUACAGAGACUUGAAACCUGAAAAUUUGCUAUUGGACCGACAUGGACAUUUGAAAAUUACAGAUUUUGGUUUCGCGAAAGAGGUUCCGGAUAUCACUUGGACGCUUUGCGGUACACCCGAUUAUUUGGCACCAGAAGUCGUUGCGUCAAAGGGUUACAAUAAAUCAGUUGACUGGUGGUCGCUGGGAAUCUUGAUCUUCGAAAUGCUUUGCGGUUACACUCCAUUCUGGGAUGGAGGCAGCCCGAUGAAGAUCUACGAAAACAUUCUUCGCGGAAGGGUCAAAUAUCCAGCUUAUAUUCACCCUGACGCAAUGAAUUUGCUGCAACAGCUGAUUACACCGGAUCUAACGAAACGAUUGGGUAACUUGUACCACGGUUCUCGAUCCGUUUUGGAGCAUCCAUGGUUCGCAGAGGUCAACUGGGAACGAUUACUUAGCAAGCAAAUCGAACCCCCUUACGUUCCACCGGUCCGUGGCGGCAUAGGAGACGCCAGUCUGUUCGACAAGUACCCAGAAGAGACGGAAGAAUACGGCAAGGAUGGUCCCGAUCAGUAUGGGCAUUUCUUCACCGAUUUCUAA
This is a messenger RNA of Orbilia oligospora ATCC 24927, 1560 nucleotides long. RefSeq lists its product as uncharacterized. Gene Ontology annotation, cellular component: nucleus; cAMP-dependent protein kinase complex. Gene Ontology annotation, biological process: peptidyl-serine phosphorylation. The record is from RefSeq and is a predicted model, not a curated record. Bases 1 to 1560 code for a protein of 519 amino acids. The transcript is spliced from 7 exons. Gene Ontology annotation, molecular function: ATP binding; cAMP-dependent protein kinase activity. Lineage: Eukaryota; Fungi; Ascomycota; Orbiliomycetes; Orbiliales; Orbiliaceae.